AUGUCGUCCGAUCGACUUCAGCUCUCGCUUCAGAAACGCUUAAACGCGUGCUUAAAAAAACCGGAAAACAUCGUCUGCGCGGAGUGUCCGUCGCGUUUACCGCGAUGGGCGAGCAUGAACUUGGGGAUUUUCAUAUGCACGAACUGUUCGGGAAUCCACAGAAGUUUAGGCGUGCACAUUUCGAGGGUACGAUCGACGCAGUUGGAUAAGUGGACGGAAACGCAGGUGGAGUACAUGGAACGCAUGGGAAACGUAAGAGCGAAUGUGUUUUGGGAGAAGAAUUUACCUCCGAAUGUGAAACCGACGAAAUCGGAUUUGCCAACCGUGGAGAGGUAUAUUAGACAAAAGUACGAGAGGAAAAUGUAUUGCGAUAAAGAGACGGAUGGGCCGGUGCCGUUGCCAGCAGGAGGUGGUGGCGGCGAUGGAGUAGCAGCUGCUUCCCCGCAACAAGCGCAGCAGCAGCAGCAACAUGAACAACAACAACAACAACAACCGCGACUGUCGGCGGCGGCGGGACUCUUAGACUUGUUCGGCGAUAUGCCGGCAGCACCGGCGCAACCACCAGCAGCAGUAGCAAAUACUAGUAAUCAAAAUCUAGGAGCAAAUUGGAUGGAUUUUGGGAGCGCACCGACGAGUACGACAGCGGUGCCAGCAACAGCAACGAACGACGACGAUUGGGGGGAUUUCUCCGCCGCUCCGGCGCCGACUUCCACAACGCCGACGCCGACGACUGCGGCGCCUGCGAAUGGUGGGGUGGACAUGUUCGCUGGUUUCGACGUAGCUCAGCCGCAGCCAUCAUCAUCAACAACAGCAGCGAAAGUAGAUACCACUGCCAUACCGCCGAAAAAUGUAGCGUCAAAAGAAGACAUCAUGGGUUUAUUCGACGCGGCGCCGCCGUUGAUGCAGCAGCCGCGACAGCCGCAACACAACAUGAUGAUGAACGGGGUCAUGCCGCAUCAGCAGCAGCAUCAGCAGCAACAACAACAACAAAUUCCACCAAUGGGUAAUGGUAUGAUGAUGAACGGCGGAGUGCCGCAAAUGAUGAUGCAACAACAACAAAACGUAAUGGGCGGAGGCGUGCCGCAAAUGCAACAACAGAUGGGAGGAUUCAUGGGAGCAGGCGCGCCGCAACAGCAAUACCACCAACAACCGCAUAUGAUGCAAGGAGGAGGAUACAUGCAACAACAGCUACAACCACAACAGCAACCGCUUCCUCAAAUGCAAAUGCAAAACAUGUACGGUGGUAUGCCUCCUCCUCAAGUGCCUCCUCAAAUGAUGUAUAAUCAGCAACCUCAAAUUCCUGCGAUGCCGCAAACGCAACAACUGAAUCCGAACGCGCCGCCUCCAAUUUCCUUCGAUACUUUCGGCAUGCCUUCGUCGACGACGACGGCACAAUCUGUGCCAUCGCCGAAAAAAGAAGAUCUGUUCCCCGAUUUGAAAUGGUAA
Messenger RNA from Bathycoccus prasinos, 1446 nucleotides. RefSeq lists its product with no specific name. NCBI's taxonomy places the organism in Eukaryota, Viridiplantae, Chlorophyta, Mamiellophyceae, Mamiellales, Bathycoccaceae. The coding region runs from base 1 to 1446 and encodes 481 amino acids. The record is from RefSeq and is a predicted model, not a curated record. The transcript has a single exon. Gene Ontology annotation, molecular function: GTPase activator activity.